Phyllostomus hastatus (greater spear-nosed bat) is the source of this 1060-nucleotide messenger RNA. RefSeq names its product StAR related lipid transfer domain containing 5 (gene STARD5). The transcript is spliced from 7 exons. The record is from RefSeq and is a predicted model, not a curated record. Bases 76 to 756 code for a protein of 226 amino acids. Lineage: Eukaryota; Metazoa; Chordata; Mammalia; Chiroptera; Phyllostomidae. Gene Ontology annotation, molecular function: lipid binding.
GCCCAGGUCCAGGAUUUGGGCCUCACGGUGCGCUGCCACCCCCGUAACCCGUGGCCUCAGGCAGCCCUGGGUGCAAUGGACCCCGCGCUGGCGGCCCAGAAAGGCGAGGCGGUGGCCCAGAAGGUGCUCCAGUACCGGCGAGAUGAGUCAGGCUGGAAGAUCUGUCGGGAAGGCAACGGAGUUACGGUUUGCUGGAGGCCGUCCGUGGAGUUUCCAGGGAACCUGUACCGAGGGGAAGGCGUCGUGGAUGGGGCGCCGGAGAGCGUGUGGGACCUGGUGAAGCCGCUCGUGGGGAGCCUCCGCGCCACGUGGGAUGAAAACGUGGUCAGCUUCGAGGUGGUCGAGAGCAUCACCGACACUCUGUGCGUCACCAGAACCACCACCCCCUCGGCUGCCAUGAAGAUCAUUUCGCCCCGAGACUUCGUGGACCUGGUGCUGGUCCGGACGUACGAGGACGGGACCAUCAGCUCCAACGCUGCCCACCUGGAGCACCCGUCGUGCCCCCCGCGGCCUGGCUUCGUGAGAGGACAGAACCACCCCUGCGGCUGCUUCUGCGAGCCCGUGCCAGGGGAGCCCAGCAGGACCAAGGUGGUGACCUUCUUCCAGACGGACCUGAGCGGCCUCCUCCCGCGGAGCGUGGUGGACGCCUUCUUCCCGCGCAGCAUGGCCGGGUUCUACGCCAACCUCCAGAGCGCGCUGAGGUGUAUGCCAGCUCCCAGAGAGGGCACCCGGGACGUGGUGCCGCCGCUCCAGUGACCAGGCCCGUGGGCCCCCGAGCCCUGGCCUUUCUGGGACACGCGUGUGGUCGGAGCCCAGGCUGCGGGGAGAGGCCCCGUGUGCACCGCCGGCCGUGUGAGUGAGCGGCCUGCCCGAGCUUCCAGCCCGAGGCCGUGGCGCAGCUCCAGCAGGUGCUGCCCCGAGCCCUGCCGGCCACGCUGCGGACUCCUACGAGGCAGCGAGGCUGUUCGUCUGGGGGUCGCCGCGCAGUUACAGCCCUCGGAAGGUGUGCAAACGGGGCGUGGGCUUCCUGUCCGGUCACAAUACAUUCACUUUAUUUGAA